GCAGAACCGCCGACAGUUGGAAGUCGCCGGGCUGGAGGGCCUCAGGCACCGCGGACUUUUCUUUUCGGUGAGAGAGGUAAAAAGGCGCUCUCCGAGGCGCGGUGGAGGAGGGGCGAGAAGCCGCCCCCCGCUUCGGGGAGAAGUGCUGGGGUGGGAGCGCCCUGCGGACCCCCGGAGCGCGAGCCCGGCUGCUGCUGGUCUGUUGGAGUUCUUCAUUGAUAGCUUCUGCUACAUUUGGCUGUAUGGAAAAUGGCAUCAAAUGAUAACCAGGAUGCUAAUGAAUUAUUAGAUUGGAAUAUGACUUCGGGUCAGGUCAAUCAAGAUUUUUUUUUGCCUACUUCAUCUGAUCACACAGAGUCAGUCAUUCCAUUGACAUCCCCUACAUCAAUUGAAUUAUUAGACAUACUUAUGAAAAGAAGUCAGCAAGAAGCAGCAGAAUGGGAAAGCAUUAAUGCAUUGUUAACGAAGAAUGGUUUAAAACCAGUGUUUUUUGCCAAAAAGACACAUGAAAAAAACCCAGGCGAUUUAAUCAUUUUUGACAAACAGUCAUCACAGAGGAUUAGACAGACUUUAAAAAGGUUGGUGGAUGACAGUGCAAGGAAUCAGAAUAUGAUCCAUCAGCUCAUUGAAGCAAAUCAACAGCUCAGAGAUGAACUGCAGCAAGAACAAAUCCAAACUUUGCAGGAAGAAAAACGAGCUAAUGACUUAGAACAAAUUGUGGAUAGCGUGAAAUCCAAAAUCAUUGAACUUGAAGAAGAAUCUGUAGUCAUGGUAUCCCAGCAACAGAAUCAAGUAGAAGAGUUUCAAAAAGAUCAAAAGGCUACACAGGCAAAGUACCAUCAAUGUGAACAAAAAUGGAUGGAGCAACAAAAAACUCUUUCUUGCUUGCAGAAGGAAAUUAACAAAUUACGGAAAGAGGAAGAACUUCGUGUUGCCUCUCAGAAAAGAGUUUUUAAUCGACUUUGCAAACAAGCAACACAGACUGUUGUGGAUAAACAGUUGCUUAUCCUGAUUGAUUAUUAUGAAUCCAAAAUUAGAAAAAUUCAAAAGGAACUAAGGCACUAUAAAGAAGAUACAGAUAUUGAAGAAGGAGGAAAAGGAAACUCUGUAGAUCUGGAUGGUACACCACAUUAUAAAAAACUUCUCAUGUCAUUCCAGAAUCAACUUAGAGACAUUAAAGCCAAGAAUGAUAAACUUUCAUGUGAAAAUCAGAAUCUCCGCAAAGAUUUAGAAAACAGGCCCUCAUCACAUGAAUUAAGAAUUUAUAAACAACAAGUGAAGAAACUGGAGAAAGCACUUAAGAAAAAUAUAAAAUUACAGGAACUCCUCGGGGAAGACAAAUCUGAGGGCUUAGACAACAGAGUUUCUGAGAUGAGCAAAAUAGAAAGCCAGCGCCAUGCCCUGCUUGACCAGAAAUACUUCAAGGUCUUGACCAGUAUCGACUCAAUUAUAAGUAAUCCAAGAGCUCCAAUAGUAAUAUACAAACAGAGCAAGGGAUGCUUUCAGACUUAUAAUAAAGCUAAAAGUCAAGAAUGUGAAUUUGAGCAUCUUCUUCCCACAAUAGAAAUGUGGAGGGACCAGCUAAGAUCUCUAACGGACUUGUAUAGAUCCCUGGAAAAACUAUCUGAGGUAUUGUUGCCUUGGCAUAAUAUGAAACAAUAUGAAAAGAGUGAAGAUGGCAUUAAAGUGGAAGAUCUUCUAUUUAUUGUUGAUACCAUUUUGGAAGAAGUUGAACAUAAGAAAAAGGAUGAUGUGCCAUGCCCUGAAACUUUACAAGCAAUUGUUAAUCACUUUCAAAAGCUAUUUGAUGUAACAUCUGUGUCUGGAAUCUAUCCUCGAAUGAAUGAAGUUUACACCAGGCUUGGAGAAAUGAAUAAUGCUAUGAGAAAUAUCUAUGAGAUUCUAGAACUAGAUAAUUCAUCGUCACUAAGUGUCCUUGUGAAUACAGUUGGAAAAUUGUAUGAAAUAAUUAAUGAAGAUGUGGGCAAACAUGUUCAACAAAUCUUGGGGACCCAGGACAUCCAAAGCAUUAUCAAUAAAUUAGAAGAAUAUGAUGAAUUUUUCCCAGCUUUUCAGGCUUUUAUGCAGGAUCUCCUUCAGAUUUUAGAAGUCAAUAACUUGGAUGCCAUUAUUCCUGAAGUAAAGAAAUUAAAACUAAUUACAAACUGAAGAAAAUGAAACCUUCCUUUUUACUAUGUAAAUUUUAUUUGUAAUAUAGUUCCUUUAUGAUUGGUCUGACAAGGGUUAUAUUUACUUGCAUGAUUCACCUCUUUUUCCCAUCCUGAAUGAACCCUGGUAGCAUGGUCAAUCUUCACUCUUUGCAAAGUUAGUCUAUUUUAGUUGGAUAUUUUUAAUCCAUAUUUACCAAUUCUCUCAGAUUUAUGCAGCAUCAUUUGUGGGAUUGAAUAAUUGGACUCUGAGCGUUCUAAUUUUUCUUUAGCAGUUCUUGGCUUACAACAUUUAUGGAAAGCUGCUUAUGUUUUAGAAAUAGGGGAUAAUGAUGUGUUAAGUAUUGGCAUGGGGGUAUUUGCCUUUUAAGAUUUCCUUUGAGAUUUGAAAUUUAGAACUCUUAGUACCUUUGGCCUAAGGGAAGCAGUACUGCACUUGUUGAAGACAUCACUUCUCUAGCAAAUUUGAGGAGCAAACAAUUCCAUAUCUCAGGAGAGGAAAGAAAAGGAAAGAGUUUUCCAAAAAAAGCUAGGAGAAGGUAGAAGUGUAAUGCUGUCUAAUUCUUUUCUUUAACCCUAUCAGUGACAAACUGUCUCUUGAAUUUAAUCUUUUGAAUAUGCCAUGCCAAGGACAAAACAUUGAAUUUAGAUAAUCUAUUGUUGGCAGAACCAAUUACAGUUUCAUAUUGGAGGGUAAAGGUCAGGGAUCAUAGGUAAAAAACAUUUUAAAAAUUUUCUUCCCCAUGAUGGGAUGAAAGAGGUGAAUAAAUAGGAUGAUAACUACCUCAAGAAAGGGUGUUUUUAAGAGCUCAAUUGUAAUAUAUAUAUUUUUAGAACAUGAGACUGGAAAUAAAUAUUUUAUAAAGUAUGUCAGAACAUAUUUAUAAAAAUAUGUUCUGAUGAGUUUUGUUUUCUCUUGUUUGUAAUUGUACUUAUAAUUAGUCUCCAACUUUCAGGUUAAGUGAUUUUCUUUGGCAAGCUGUAAAAUGUGAGUGUCUACUCAUCAGAUAAAAUGACCUUGUAAGAAUCUCCAAAUACAAUGCCUUGAAAAUCUCCCAGGUUUUGGAAGAGACUUUUAAAAAAAUCAAGAAACUUUAGUUUUGGAAUUCAAGUCAAGACAUAGAUUAAUUGUCACCUAAAACUAAUCUACAGGAUUUUUUUAUUGCAGCAUUAUGCUGAAUAUUAUGAAGCAUCAUGCUUGUUUCAGUCUUGCUUAGAUAUUAUUUUCUGUGGUCUUCUAGUAAUAAGCUGAAAUGUUUUUUAAUUGACCUCAAGCCAGAAUGUUUUUUACAGAAAGACCAGGUAAACACCUUCAUAACAGCUUUGUAUUUAGGAUAGAUUUUGAAAUAGUGUAGUGUAAUUUAUCUUUGUAGAUAAAACUUUAAAAGAUUGAAUCACUGUUUUCUGUCCUUGAAAUUAUAUUUGUUAAAAAUAAUAACACCAGUACAAUACAAAGCACUACAUUAAUUCCAAUAGUGAAUUAAGGCUAGGGAUAGGAACAGGAAUUGUACUUGAUUUUAUUGCUGUAGAACUCUUCUUGAAUGAGGAAACUCCUCCUACCAAGGUAGAAAAUUGCAAAUCAUCUUUGCAAUUUAGUCUUAAGAACGUUGCUUAGAGCACUGAGAAAUUAAGUGACUUGCCCAUAGUUGCAAAGCAGAUAUGUUAUCAGACUUGAAUCCAGGUCUUCCUGACUCCAAAGCCAGCUCUCUACCCACUACAAUAGAUUGUCUUUAAAUAAAAUUUAAAAGCACAUAUCUUGACAACUAAGACUAGACUCUAGGUCCCCAGACAGUCUAGGGGUCUUUUUAUGUUGGGUUAAAAGGGAUCUAAUUAAUGUUAAAGCUCAGUGUUCAUUCCCUAAAAUUUUUUUCUAAUAUUUAUCAGUUAAGUGUAAGAUUUAUGUUCUCGUUCACAAAUGUGCUGUUCUUCCAACAUCAGAAGUCAUUUUGGAAAAUAUUGAUGGGAGCAAGGGAAGCAGGAGACUUAUGACACUAUUUUAGCUCAUCUGUUGGGGUAGUGGAUAGAGUAUUGAUCCUGGAAUCAGAAAGGAUCAUCUUCCCGAGUUCAAAACUGGCCUCAGACACUUAACUAGCUGAGUAAUUAACCCUGAGCAAAUCCCUUAAGCCUGUUUGCCUCAGUUCUUAAUCCGUAAAAUGAGAUGGAGAAGAAAAUGGCAAACCAUUUCAGUGUCUUUGCCAAAAACAUUCCAGUUGGGGUCAUGAAUAAUUGGACCUGUUGACUGAAACAACUGAACAACCACAAUUAAGUGCAUCAUCAUGGCUUAAGGAUAUUUGACUGUGACAUCACUCUUUGGCAAUAGAGAUUAUCUGGAAGGGAAUAAAGUAGGGCUGAUUUUUUGUUGGGUUGUGUAUUAAUUUAGGGUAGAAAUAAUAUCUGAUUUCCAUCAUUGAAUGUGUUCUUAAUUGUGUGUGUGUGUGUGUGUGUGUGUGUGUGUACCUGUGUUCUAUGAAAGUUAAAACUGUAGUUACACUAGUUCAAAAUCAGCUUGUAACUAAUGCAGUUAACAUAUCAAGACCGUAUUUAAAAACUGAGAGAAAAGAAAAACAAACAAUAUUAUUAGUUCGUUAUAACUCUUAACUGAUAGCAUUUAAAAAUUCAUGAUUACCUAGCACUAUGUUUAAGGUAUUUAGGUUUAAAUGAAUUCAGCAGCAAAUACUGAAGUUCUUUGACUAAGGUAAUUUUCAGUCUUUAAACAUUAUUUAAAAUGAUUUUAUUCUGACUCUUCAGUUUAAGAAGACAAGAAAAAUUUGAGGAAGAUUUAAGUAUGGUUAAUAUUUUAGAAAUCCUUGUAUCAUAUAAAUCUCCUGCUUCUCUGAAUUUUUUAUAUUUAUCAUUUUUAUGAAACAGUGCUAUUCCAUUUUAGUCAUGUACCACAAUUUAUUUAGUAUUCCCUACUCAAUUCAUAGGCAUCUACUUUGCUUUCAUUGCUGCCACAAAAAGUGCUGCUGUGAAUAUUUUGUUAUAUACGAGGCCUUUUUCCUUGACUUGUUGAAUAUGCAGUAGGACCUUUGGAUCAAAAGAUAAGGAAAUUUUACUUUUUUUCUUUAAAGCAUGCAAAUUAUUUUCCAGAAUGAUUUGGAACAAUUCACAGCUCCACUAACAGCAAUUUAACAUGUUCAUUUUUCAAUAAUCUCUCCAAUAUUUGCUUUUUCCAUCUUUGCCAAUUUCCUGAAUAUGAACUAAAACAUUCAGACUAGUUUUGAUUUGAUUUCUCUUACUAGUGAUUUGAAACAAUCUUAUGUGAUUUGUAGUUUCCAAUUUUUUGGAGACUAUUGGUUUAUAUUCUUUGGCCACAAUCCAAUCCAUUGUGAAAUGGUUUUUGGCCUUAUGAUGUAUUUGUUAUAUACAUAUCUUAUAUAACAGGCUCUUACAGAUAUUUGCUACAAAGCUUUUUUUUUUCUUGUUAACAGCUUCUUUUUCCUUGUUGCAUUAAUUUUGUUUGUAAAAAAAGCUUUUUAACUUUGUGUAACUGAAAUUGUUUUAUUUUUUGUAAAAAGCUCCUUUAUAGCUUAAAUAGUAAAACUAGUUUAAAGAAUGCUUUGCAAGAUACUCAACCAGGCAGAAUCAAGGGCAUUUAAGGAUGAAAAUGAAAAGACUACAAACAAAAGACUACAAGUCAUGGAAUGACUUGCAAAAACCUUUCAAACAAAUUUUUCUUAUCAACAAUAUAAGAAAUGCCAUUUAGUUUUUAGAUUUGGAUUCUAACAGCAGGAUCUCAGUGUUUGUGGAGCAGUUAGAAACAACACUGAGGGGAACAAAAUGAGGAAAGUAGACAGAUUGGACCUAUUAUAUGUAGAGAGAUCUGUAUUGGAUAUAGUAUGAUCACGAGGGAGGGUGUGACAGGCUGCAGUAUAUCUCCAGUGAGGAACUCUGAAGAGCAGAAAUAAAACAUGUCAUCAAGACAUGGUGUGAUAGAGAUGGCCUGGUCAUGUGGAAAGAGUGAAGAAUGACAAAUGAUGGGUAGGAUGCUCCACUGUUUUCUUCCUGAUGUCAGGAGAAAGUGAGAAAGUCCUUCAGUAUACCUACUUAGUAAAAUGUUAGAAAGGGACUAACUUGACCACUAGGCUAGAUUGUGUCAUUAGGGCAAAUAUUAUCUUGAUUUUAUAUAGGUGAAAUUGAGGCUAUUUAAGAAUUUAAAUGCCAGAAAUCACACAAGUUAAUAUAUGUAGGAGUCCAGAAUCCAUUCCAGGUCUUUACUAGCUCUCCUGUGGCUGCUCUCUCUCUCUCAUCCAUAGGCUUAUUAAAAGUUUCUAAACUUCAUAAUGAGGGGAAAUAUUACUGCACUGUUACCAUCCAAAACCAACACAAAAUUUGGAUAUAAAUGACAAUUUUAUUGCAUAUUUGUGAGGUAUACAGUAUUGUUACAUAUUGAGGAAUAUAAGAAGUAUAUAAACCUUGCCUUCAAUGAAAUUACACUGGUUGAGCAGACAAGAUAAAUACAUGUCAAAUAAAAUUAAGCUGUGUAAGAGAUGUCAAAUAAGUACAUAGAUGCCAAAUGAAUGGAAAGAUGUUAAGGAUUGUAGGAAUUGAAAGAAGAGGUCAUGAUGAAUUGGAGUUGUCAAGGAAAACUUUGCUGAAAGGAUAAUAGUUAACCUGGACCUUGAAAAGUAUGUAGGUUCUGAAUGGUUGAAGGAAAGAAAGCAUUUCAGAUUUUAUAAUAGUGAGAAGGGAGUGGGAUGAGAGAUGUAGUGAUUUUAGCAUAUGGAGGGCCCCAGAAUUUAUAUGCUGUAUAUAAUGGGAAACCAUUAUUCAGGUGAUUUAGAGUGGGAGGUGCCAUGAUGAAAGGGAUGUUUUAGUAAAGUUAAUCUAUAAGGUGAAUUGGGAAAGGAGCAAAGGUGGAAGCGGAAAGACCCAUGAGGAAGCAGUAGAUAUAAUUGAACCUUGAAUGAAAUGGGGAUAGUGAUAAGAAAAAGAUCAAGUAGAUUUGAUUUCUUUUGGGUUAUGGGAUUAAAGGAGUGAAGUUUAUGGUGGUGUUUAAUGUGAUAAUCCUAACAAAUGGGGAAGCAAUGGGGCAGAAACCAGGUUUUAUAAUUUAUAUAUAUAUAUAUAUAUACGUAUAUAUAUGUAUAUAUA
Messenger RNA from Sarcophilus harrisii (Tasmanian devil), 7262 nucleotides. It is a transcript of the gene CEP70, whose product is annotated as centrosomal protein 70. Bases 250 to 2169 code for a protein of 639 amino acids. Gene Ontology annotation, biological process: regulation of microtubule cytoskeleton organization; cilium assembly. NCBI's taxonomy places the organism in Eukaryota, Metazoa, Chordata, Mammalia, Dasyuromorphia, Dasyuridae. The record is from RefSeq and is a predicted model, not a curated record. The transcript has 18 exons. Gene Ontology annotation, cellular component: centrosome. Gene Ontology annotation, molecular function: gamma-tubulin binding.